UCGCAUUUUGAUUGUUGUACAUUAGUGUGGUCGAAAAAUAAUUUACAAAUUUUGGUCACUCUAGAGAGCGAGUCACCCCCUCCCAAGUUUCCAUUUCCAGAGAAUGAAAAUCCGUGCCCAAAUUGAGCCACAGGCGAACAACCGACAUGCAAGAAAACCGAAACUUCUACCUAUUAUGACACUUCCAUAUCAACAUAUAUAUAUGAAACAUUGGAGAGGGCUCGUUGAUGGACAAACCUAUCCGUUUAGUAUACAUACAACUUAUUUAACAAGGGGCUUCGUUCUCUUUGGAUGGCUCCAUCAGGGUAAAAUUCUACCAAUAUAUACAAUGGCGGGUCAUGCGGUUAUUUAUAACUUUGCAACGGAUGAUUUAUCAGUACCAGAACCUGAGAAGCUUCGAGAAUUAGGUGUCUUCACUCAUUGGCCACGGAAUAAUUUACACUAAAAAAAAUUGUUCUUGAAUUAAGUGAAUGUUACUUGAUUUCAGUCAAUCGCAGGUACGA
Messenger RNA from Belonocnema kinseyi, 503 nucleotides. RefSeq lists its product as uncharacterized. The record is from RefSeq and is a predicted model, not a curated record. The transcript is spliced from 2 exons. Bases 104 to 445 code for a protein of 113 amino acids. NCBI's taxonomy places the organism in Eukaryota, Metazoa, Arthropoda, Insecta, Hymenoptera, Cynipidae.